AGCAAAUCAGCACAUAUUUUUCAAGGUCUUUAAAACCCACCCUCCACAUAACGUAUAGUCCCACCAAAUCAAAUAAACAUAACCUAAUAUUCUACCUUACUUGUCCUUUUCCCAUAAUUUAAUUAAAAAAAUCCACAUUAUACCAUAUACUAAACUAUGUUGUUAGUUAGUGUCAUUUGACUCAUUUUGCUUAUAUACAUUGGCCCUUUUCUCUUCUUUGUCAUCCCCACCCAAUUCUUCUUUUUCCUUUCAUUAAUUUAACUUAACUCACAUAGCCAAAUAGCUUAUUCAAAAGCUCUUCUUUCAAUAUCAAUCAACACAAAAAGCCACAUAAACACAAAACACAAAAACAAUGUUGUCCCUAAAAAUGACUGAGAUGUGGACAACAAUGGGAUCAACCUUAGCAAGUUUAAUGUUCAUUUGGGCUAUCAUAAGACAAUAUUGUCCAUACCAACUUCUACGUUUCUUUGAAAAAUAUAGUCAUAGAAUCAUGGACUAUUUCUACCCUUACAUAAGAAUCUCAUUCCAUGAAUUCUUAGGUGAUAGACUCAAAAGAAGUGAUGCUUAUGGUGCUGUUGAAGCUUAUCUAAGUGCUAACACAUCAAAGAGUGCAAAAAGACUCAAAGCUGAGAUUGGAAAAGAUAGCACUAACUUAGUCUUAACAAUGGAUGAAUAUGAAAGAGUAACUGAUGAUUACAAAGGUGUAAAAGUUUAUUGGGUUUGUAGCAAAGUUAUGUCAAAUUCAAGAUCCAUGCCUUAUUAUCAAGAACAAGAGAAAAGAUUCUACAAGUUAACUUUUCACAAGAAGUAUAGAGAUACAAUAACUGGUUCAUAUUUGGAUCAUGUGAUGAAAGAAGGGAAAGAGAUUCGUUUGAGGAAUAGACAGAGAAAAUUGUAUACAAAUAGUCCUGGUUAUAAAUGGCCAAGUUAUAAGCAAACUAUGUGGAGUCACAUUGUUUUUGAACAUCCUGCAACAUUUGAAACAAUGGCUAUGGAACCAGAGAAGAAAAAAGAGAUUAUUGAAGAUUUGGUUACUUUUAGUAAAAGUAAGGAUUUUUAUGCUAGGAUUGGAAAAGCUUGGAAAAGGGGUUAUUUACUUUUUGGUCCUCCAGGUACUGGAAAAUCAACUAUGAUUGCUGCUAUGGCUAAUUUGUUGGGUUAUGAUGUUUAUGAUUUGGAGUUAACAGCAGUGAAAGAUAACACUGAGUUAAGGAAGCUUUUGAUUGAAACAACUAGUAAGUCAAUAAUUGUUAUUGAAGAUAUUGAUUGUUCACUUGAUCUUACAGGUCAAAGAAAGAAAAAAGGUGAAAGUAAGUUUUUUUCUGAUGAUGAGAAUGAAAAUAAGGUGAAUAUUGAUGUUUUAAGGAAGGAGGUGAAGGAAGAAGGAAGUGGAGGUGGGAAUAGUAAAGUUACACUUUCAGGGCUAUUGAAUUUCAUUGAUGGAAUUUGGUCAGCUUGUGGAGGUGAAAGGUUGAUUGUUUUCACAACUAAUUAUGUGGAGAAGCUUGAUCCUGCAUUAAUUAGGAGGGGUAGAAUGGACAAACAUAUUGAACUUUCUUAUUGUAGUUUUAAUGGUUUUAAAGUGCUUGCUAAUAAUUACUUAAGAGUUGAAAAUCAUGUAUUGUUUGAUAGUAUUGAGAAGCUUAUUGGUGAAGUUAAGAUUACACCUGCUGAUGUUGCUGAGAAUCUUAUGCCUAAGUCUCCUAUGGAUGAUGCUGAUAAGUGUCUUUCAAAUUUGAUUGAAGCUCUUGAGGAGAUGAAACAAAGUAGUAAAAUUAAGGAACAAGAUGAUGAAGUUGAACACAUUGGUGCUAUUAAGGAAAAUGGUGAGUUUGUUGAUGAUGAUGCUGAUGAUGACAAAGAAAUUGAUCAAGAAAUGAAGCAAAUUCAGAGAUAGCUAAUUUGUUAUAGUUAAUGGCAAAAUGUUAGGCACAUUUCUUAUCAUUGUAAGUAGUAUAAUAUGUUUUAGUAUCUGAAAUCUUUGAUGAUUUCCUACUAGUUAUUUAUGGGACUAAUUUUAAACUUUAUUGUUAAUGGUAUGAGUAAGUAACUUGUUAUUUUUUAUUUUCUUAAAACAACAUUUGGUUAUAGUGAUUCCAUUUUUGUUA
Molecule: messenger RNA, 2108 nt
Organism: Trifolium pratense (red clover)
Lineage: Eukaryota; Viridiplantae; Streptophyta; Magnoliopsida; Fabales; Fabaceae
Product: AAA-ATPase ASD, mitochondrial-like
Exons: 1
Coding region: 353-1897 (514 amino acids)
Molecular function (GO): ATP binding; ATP hydrolysis activity
Source: RefSeq, a predicted model, not a curated record